This is a messenger RNA of Xylona heveae TC161, 677 nucleotides long. RefSeq lists its product as hypothetical. The record is from RefSeq and is a predicted model, not a curated record. NCBI's taxonomy places the organism in Eukaryota, Fungi, Ascomycota, Xylonomycetes, Xylonales, Xylonaceae. The coding region runs from base 98 to 445 and encodes 115 amino acids. The transcript has a single exon.
GAAAGAAAAUUGGGUUUAUUUAUCAAUCCAUUUUUUUUUUCUUCGUUCCUUGGUUCCUUACUCUUCUCAAACAUUUAUUACACUUCUGUAUUAUUGAAUGUCUUUUUGCGGGGCGUUGGAUCGGCAUAACCUUUCUUUCCUUUCAUUUAUUUAUUUUUUUUAUUUUUGUCAAUUUUUCCCCUUAUCUGUGCUCUCUCUCUCUCUCUCUCUCUCUGUGUGUGUUGUGUGUACUCUACACCUCGCACCUUGCGCCUUGCGCCGCCUCAAUGAAGCUGCAUCCAGGAUCCAGGUAUAUCUUUUUUCUCCACUCUCUAUUUCCUUUUUUUUAUUCUCCCUUUUUCACGCUCUGCGUCCUAUAGCUAAUUGUACUGUAUUGUACUGUUACCUUGUUACCCCCUUCAACGUUAAGGAUCAGACAUGGUCCUUUUGUGGACAGUGGGUGUAAUUAGGUAACUUACGAGUAGUACGUUGGUAAGUGGAAGGCUGAAGGGAAGAAAUGAAAUUGUAUAUAGUAUAAGGUAGUAAGUAGUGUUUGAUGAAGAUCAAAUGCAUGCAGUACAUAUAUAUAGAUAUGUAUAUAUAUGGAAAAGAAAAAUAAUGCGUGUUAGAAUCGAACGGAUAUGAAAUGACAAGAUGACUGAAUGGAUAUAUACAAAAAUAUUUAAAAUAGAAAACAA